AGUGCCAAACCGACAUUUGCUGUGUUAAGUCUCGCGCGUACACUUUAAUCCUAUAUAUUUCCUUCUUCAUUAACAGUAUAUUACAUAAAUAUUUAAUUGUAUACACUAAAAUUAACCCAUUAAGGAAUACAUUUGUACAUUAUAAUACAAGCAGUGUAUAAAAAGUUCUCAUGAAAUGCCGUAAAAAUUCAGAAUGUAUAUGAACUCAGCAUGUUUAAUAGGAUUAAUGUGGUUAUGUAAUUAAAGUGGUUUUUCUGUUACAAAAGUUUAAGGAGCAGAAGAUCGAAUUCUUAAAUGAAAACUUCUUUAAAAAAUGUUACACACAAAGUAUUAAGUGAAAGUUGAAUUGAAAAUAAUUCUCAAAUCUUAAAAAGAUUCAGAAAAUAAUUUAUAAUACUGGAAUAAAAUGUUCUAUAGAAGUGAUAUGAAAUUGCAAGAGAAGAAUAGUUCCUCAGGAUAAACUUGAAAAGUUUUGGAGGUACUAUACUAUUAAAAUUUAAAAGUUUAAAAACAUGAGUUCGGUAAUAGGCAAUUUUUUCGAGAAAAUACUGCUUUUGGGAAAUGAGAUUUGUACGCUCUUGUUUUUGGGAAGAAAUAAAAUUUUAAAUUUUGAAUCAAAAUUUUAGAUUUGUUUCUUUAGAAUUCAUGGGAAAAUAAAUAUUUUUCUCAAGAAAGCAAUCUUCUGUUUAUUUCCGAACUCAUUUUCAACAUUUUGAGCGAGUACUUCCUCCAUGACAUCUCAAUCUUCUGCGCCUUUUCUCUUUGAUAAUCUCUACUAGAAGUAACGUGUAGUUAUAUAGUGAGAAUCAUCUUCCUUAUCGUGAAGAGCAAAUAAUUCAAUUUAUAAGCUCGGUUGUUUCGCAAUGCAUUUGGGAUUACCGUAACGGAAAUUUAUUUCCAACACUCAAGGAAGAAGAAAAAAUAUGAAAUCUGUGAAAAGUUCUACACCAGUGAGAAAAUAAGAGGAGAUUUCUCAUCCGGUGGUGGUUGUUAUAAAGAAAGAUUUGUGCAGGAGCGAAUUGUAUGUGUGUGAAAUUGUGUACCAAGUAUAAGAGAAAUUUUCUGGUUACAUAACAUGUUUUGGAAUAAAAUAAUGAUUUAUUGGAUUAUUAUGCCACUUAUGGAAUAUUCUUCGCUACUUCAAGGAAUUUACAAGUCAUCAAGAGCAGAAAAGUGUCAACACAAUGACUGAUAAAAUUGGUUUUAGUGAUGUACCCUAAUUGGUUUUGUGAUAUCUCGUCAACUAUUUCCACUAUCAACUUCAAUCUUCCAUCCAAAUUGCAGUGCUGUAAUAUUUCAUCCAAUGCACAAGUGUUAAGAAAAAAUAAGAAAUUCAUUUGCGAAUCCGUUAAGACGUUACUACCAACUUCCAACAAAUUUACAUCUAAAUCCAGUAAAAGUUCACCACCACAUAACUAUUCAAUUUCGUUACUCAUUUUCGCACAGUAGAAGAAUUUUCUUUCUCUGUGGUACAAAAUAAGGUUUUCUAUGCAUUGUGAAAUUUAAUAAAUCGCUGUGUGUAUCUUCCAACGUGUAACAAAAUUGAGCAAUUGAGUAAUUUUCAACGACAAUGAAACUCAGUGUUAGUGCAUAUCGCGCUCAUGCAUCAGCACACAAGAAGAUCCUCUCAAGCAGUUACCAGACACAGUUCAAUUACGGAAGUACAGCAGCUGCCUCUGUGUCAGCACCUCCACCCGCAGCUCCAGCAUUCUUUGGGAUGGAGACUUCUAAUACCCGCACAUCUACAAUUUGUCAGGGUGUGAGCAAUACUUUGAGCCCACCUGAUGCAAUUAGUCCGCCUGGAAUCACGAGAACAGAGUCAAAUGCCACCUCUCGAGAAGAUGAAGAAGACUCGAGCAAUCCGGCGUCGUCGGAAUGCAGAAGUCCUGGGCAACGAACUAAAUCGAACCAGCGAUGGAUGAAAUUAAGAACAACUGUUCAGAUAUCAUCGGCAAUGCAAAAGAAACCACCACUGAAGAGAGAAGAUUCUUUCCUCAAGCGUUUCUCCACACGUCAAAUACCUGAAACACAGGAAACUAUUGAAGACACUGGUUCAGAGGGAGCGACCGGGGAGCAGGAUAAAAGUCUCAAGAGGCGCAAGAGAUACAUCCAAAAGCGAAAGAGUGUAGUCAACCCUGAUGAAAAUUUUUACUUCCAUUGGCUCAUGGUGCUAACAUUUUGUGUCUUAUACAAUUUGUGGGCUCUUAUUGUGCGUCAGAGUUUCCCAGAGCUUCAGGAUCUCGCAUCCAAUUUCUGGUUUGCCUGUGAUUGCAUCAGUGACAUUGUAUUUGUACUUGACGUAGUAGUUCAACUGAGGACGGGAUAUCUGGAACAAGGAUUGAUGGUGUACGAUGAUAAAAAAUUAGCAAAACAUUAUAUUAAGUCACGAGAAUUUUUACUCGAUUUGGCAGCCUUAAUACCAUUAGAUCUGUUGCAAAUUAGAUUCGGAACACAACCUCUUUUGCGGUUUCCACGGUUUUUCAAGGUUUAUAGGUCCAUCAAAUUUUACUACAUCGUGGAGAGUAGAACAGUGUGGCCUAAUUUGUGGAGAGUCGUCAAUUUAAUUCAUAUUCUGUUGAUUUUAGCGCAUUGGUUUGGGUGCUUCUAUUUUUUACUUUCGGAAGUCGAAGGAUUUCAGGGUGAUUGGGUAUAUCCCUACCGUCCUGGAGAUUAUGCUACGCUAACAAGAAAAUAUCUCGGCAGCUUAUACUGGUCCACGUUGACACUGACGACAAUUGGGGAUCUACCGACACCAGAAACGAAUGCUGAGCCCUCGAACUCGGCGGACGGCCCCAGAUCACUUCCGAGACGUGGCCUGAAAUCACGAUUACUUCAAUUUGGUUCCAACAACGGGUAUGUUUUCACCAUUGUGAGUUAUCUCAUUGGAGUGUUUAUUUUUGCAACGAUUGUGGGCCAAGUUGGCAAUGUCAUAACCAAUCGCAAUGCCAAUCGAUUGGAAUUUGAGCGUCUCCUCGAUGGUGCGAAAACCUACAUGCGUCACCACAAGGUUCCUGGUGGCAUGAAAAGGCGUGUGCUCAGAUGGUAUGACUACAGCUGGUCUAGAGGACGCAUACAAGGUGGUGGCGACAUUAACACUGCACUUGGUCUCUUGCCAGACAAGCUUAAGACAGAAUUAGCACUACACGUGAAUUUGAGUGUGCUGAAAAAAGUAACAAUUUUUCAAGAAUGUCAGCCGGAAUUUUUACAUGAUUUAGUAUUGAAAAUGAAGGCUUAUAUUUUUACACCUGGAGACAUGAUCUGCCGAAAGGGUGAGGUGGCGAGGGAGAUGUUCAUUAUUGCAGAUGGAAUACUAGAAGUGCUAAGUGAAACAGGGAAGGUGUUAACUACAAUGAAAGCCGGUGAUUUCUUCGGAGAAAUUGGAAUCCUCAAUCUUGAUGGUCUCAAUAAGCGUACAGCAGAUGUUCGUUCCGUGGGAUAUUCGGAGCUAUUUUCACUUUCACGAGAAGAUGUUCUGGCAGCCAUGAAGGAUUACCCAGAAGCACAGGAAAUCCUCCAGACACUGGGUCGGAAGCGUCUAAUGGAGGUACGGUGUGUAAAUAAGAGACAUGCAAAGAUACAGAGUGAAAAGGAAGCAGCUCUGGCGGCAAAUCUGGGUGAUAGUUCCGAGAAUAGUGCAUCAAAAAGGAUUGUUGAAAAAUUACGAUCUGACGUGAAGGGGAUCAAAAAUGUUUUAAGGAAAUCCAGAACUGGAAGGCGGAGUAAUGAAUCUAUUGAACUGCAGCCCCUUCAUACAGGUGCAGCAUUAAGUGGAAGCAAAGCCUCCAAGGGAGUUCUCAGACGAAUGCCACGAGUGAAAUCUGAUGACAUUGUUAAUGACGAUGAUCACCAAAAGCAAGUGGAAAAAUCCCCAAGUCCCAUUGGAGCGGGUCUUCCUUUGCUUUCGCGACUUCGCCUUUUGAAGGAGAAACAAGAUCGUGAAGAACGUGCUGUGAAAGCUGCACCUCCAAUUGUAACAUCCCCACAUUCUCAUGUAACAUCCACUGUAUCACCACAGGAGUCAAUUCAGGAGGAGCCAGAACCAGAAGUUAUCGGGGCGGGUCUCCCAUUAAUGCAGCGACUAAAACUUCUCAAGCAAAAAGAAGAUAGAAUAGCUAAGGAACAACAAGCAAAGAAACAACCUGUAACAACACAGAGCGUAAUACCAGUUCCUGCUACUACAACAAAUAUUCUCUCAAAUGCACCAAGUAUUAAGCAAACCUCUACUAUCCCAAUUCCGGGAACUUGUGUCACUAAUCCGUCCCCACUGCCAAAACCCACACUUAAAGUAUCCUUCAAAGACCGCAUUAAGGCACUUCAGGGUGCCUCAGCGACACCCACUGAACCGCAAAUAUCCGAAAAGGAGGAGAGCUUAUCGCAACCAACGACUGAAACAACUAGCGAUAGCAUGAAGCAGCAACUAAUACCAUCAACUGCAGCAAUUAUCAUAGCAAAAAUAUCGAAACCGUCCACGAAUCUUUCACUAAAAGACAAGAUAAAGUCGUUGGGUAGUGGAGCACCCAAAGAGGAACCACUGAAACCCUGGUCUAAGCUGAAGCUUGCCACAGUUGUAAGUUCUGGUGGAAGCUACACAAGUCUCAAUAAUAGCUUUCAAGAGGAAUCUCCAACAGCAUCUUUGACUAGAGGUAUUGCAUUGGAUGCUAGACCGAUUGUCACCCCUGCAAUUACCCCUACGAGACCAACAGACUGGAAAUUACCAAUGAGGAAGGGAUUGAAAAGUAAAGAUAGCAGAACAAGUGUGAGUGAUAGUGAACAAUCCACCUCGAAGCAGCCCAAGACGAAAUCAUUUAAAUUGCAAACAAAGUCAAAGAACUACAGAUCAGUGGAUGAUCUCUCACCAGAGUACAGUGGUUUGCCGUUCGUUAAAAAGCUCAAAAUCUUGAAUGAACGACAAAAAUUGGCAGAGUUGGAGCAUGUGAUUCAAACAAGAAGCUUUAGCCUCGAUUGUCCUGAGGCCGUUGUAACACCCGUGGAGGAGCCAUUGACGCGCAGCCAUAGUGAAGCAUCGGGUAUCGCCAGAGGGAAGGAGCUGAGAGUGUGUCCAACUGGUGUUGCCAUCCACGAACUGGAUUACCUACAGGAACCCCCAUCGCCUGGAUGCAAUGAAACUCUCGAGAGGCGCCACCUUAAAAGUAUCCUGAAGCGUAUGACUGAGGAUGAGAAGUCGAAAGAAACAGUUGACCCACCAAGUCAACUGGCGGACUAUGAGGGUGUAAUAAGAGCCCCAACGAUGGAAGGGUACGUGGCAAGACACAGCAAAUUUAUAAAGAGCGUAACCUUCAAUAACACUCUUUCCAGUCCGCCACACAGUGAAAAUUCACUGAUUGAGGCGACAACAGACGAACGAACGCCCUUUCCUACAUCACUACUCAGCGCACAGAUCCCUGACACCCAAACCCCCCAAUCUACACCCGCUCCACUCCCUCUCACACUCACAACAACAACAAUCACCAAAAGCCCCACGAUCCCCACGAAGGAGAACACGCGUGAAACUUCCAACAAUGGACGUAUCAUACGGGAUGAUACGGAGGAGCCCUCAGACCAUGGGAAGCUCAUAUCCGCUGACUCACCUUUCAGUUUGUCAAAGCAGAGGAAAUUCUUCAAAGGAUCACUUGAGGAUCAGGAAUAUUUUGGUGAAGUACUAUUUGGUGUUCGUCAAGUAAUACAGAAUCACCUACGUGAUGUACAGGGCAAGUUUCAAGAUAAAUUCUACUUCAUGGAGGCGGAAAUCCAGAAGCGCGAUGAUAUUAUCACACAACUGAAGAAGCGCAUUGCUGAACUUGAGAGGCAUGACAAUGGGGACAGUGCAAUGACGCCCAUUGGGGAGGUAGAUCGUGAGAUGGGUUCAUCGGGAUCAGGUAGUUCAAUAUCGAGUAUUGAGCUACCAUUUAUGGUGAGUAAUCGAGGUGAUUCAUUGGAUACAAUUUUUGCCUCAUCACCACCUCCACCAGAGCAAGAGCGAAGACUAAAGUGUAGGAUGAAGAAGAGAAAUUCCCCGAAGCAUCGUAGUGAACGCACAAAUAAUCGAUCCUGGGAGGAGAGUAGUGAUCAGGAGAGUAUUGAGAUGCAAGAUUUACCACGAUCUCUCAGCCCAUACAGGCGAGAGGUGCUAGUGCAGGAUAUCACAGGGAAUCUCAAGAGGAUAAGUGCUGACAGUGUGAUCCUCAAUAUCGAAGAUAGCUCAGCUAGCUACAGCUCAAGUGAUUCACAUGUCGAUGGACCCGAUGAUGAAGAUGAAGCGCGCGACGAAGAGCUUCACUGUGACGACUGGGAAAUUCGGAUGCUUGCAGCUGAGAUGGAUCGCCGAGAGCAGUCUGAGACGACACUUUCAGUGGUUGCAGAACCAUCGGGAAGUCACGAGGAAGCACCUACGGUACGAAGGAGGCGGAAACGAAGUGAUACGGACACGGAACCGAGUGAACAAGAACCGGAAGUUGUCACAAGUAGACCCCGAGCCGGUAGUUUAGAUCAUCACAACCUAAGACAAGGUGGAUUUGGAAGCCGUCCCAAAAGCUUCUUCAAAGCAAUGAGUUUUGAUCGCAACAAAGACAGACUCUGAGAAUUAACAUGCGAUAUCUGUAUGUACGUGUGUUUUGACUAAUGUUGAUCAUACAACAUUUCAACAAAAAAAUGAUUUCUUUAGCAAACAUAAGUUCCGUUUAAAUUAAAUUUAAAUAAUAAAGAGAAAAUAAAAUUAAUUCGACCAGCAUUGUGAUUUUUAGUGUAUUCAAAAGGAUAAAAAAAGAAAAUGAAAAAGCAACAAAUGUACCCCCCCCCCCUUUCUUCUUAUUAUUAAUUAAUCAAUUCUUACCAAUUUAGAAAAUUGGAAAUGAAUUAAAAAGAAGUAAAGAUCUAAAUAAUAAUGAAAUGUACUGGUAAGCUGACCAAGCUUACGGGAGCUGUGUUUCUUUCAGUGUACCAAUUUUGUGAGAGCAAACUAGAACGCAAAUUAAUUUAAAUACGCGCAAAGUCGGGAAAAGUAGAAAAGUCAUACCCUAAGAAAUCUUUAGAAGGCUAUAUCUCGAGAACGGAUCCAUAGAUUUUCAUAAAUUUUUUUUUGUUUUAAAGGUCUCGAAGUCAGCUAUAACAUAUCGAAAACUGAAAAAAAUUUAUGUCGCCAUUUUCGAAAAAUUCGAGUUCGAAAUUUUCGAAAACUUUGUUUUCGAUUUUAGCGCCUCUUGCGGUCAUUUUUCGAAGUUGCAAUGUUCUAGACAUUUGUAUGGUUUCUCGAAACCUUUCAUUUGCGCUUGAGUUGAUCAAGAUCGGACUUGUAGAACCCGAGAUAUGACAUGCCAACUUUGGAAGGCUAUAUCUCGAGAACGGAUCCAUAGAUUUUCUUCAUUUUUGGCAUGAAGCUAGAUAAUAUGGUCAGCUACAACAUAUGAAAAAAUGAAAAAAAUUUAUGUCGUCGUUUUCGAGAUAUUCAUCGAAAACUAAUCGAAAAUUUUGUUUUUGAUUUUUGGCCCCCUAGCGGUCACUUUUGAAACUUCGGAUGUUCUAGAGAGUUGUAGGGUUUGUUGAGAUCUUUCAUUUGACCCCGGGUUGAUCAAAAUCGGUCAAGCCGUUUUCGAGUUAUGGUCGAUUUUCGAUGAAAAAUUGUGGCGGCCAUAUUGACUAAACGGCUUGACCGAUUUUCGAAAAUGAGGUAUCGUUGGAAAGCUCUUGAUGGCCCCUACAACAUAUCAAAAUUUCAGACCUCUACCUAUAAUAGGGGCUGAGAUAUAGCGAAAACAAAAUUUUGAGGUUAUCCAAAAUGGCGGACGGAGGGGUGGGGGGGUGGAUUUGACUUCAUAAUCGGAUUUCUUCAGGUCGAUAUUUAAACUUUGCCGUUUACCGCAAGUCUCUAUCUAUCACCGUUCUCUUGCAAUUUAAGUUUAUAAUCCGGCCGGCCGGCCGGCCGGCCGGCCGGAAAAAAAAUUUUUUUGGCGCAUACGUUUUUUGGAAUGUGGGGACCCUAAUUCGUGCUCAUACCAAGUUUGAGCCCGAUCUGACGACUUUCGAUUUUGCUCGGUACACAAAAGCUGUGUCUGAAAGAAACACAGCUAAAAUAUCUCAAAAUUUGAAAUUUUACAGGAUAUUCAUGCUCACUCGAGAAUGGAUUGUAUCGGAUAAAGAUAAUUAUAUAGUUUCCUUGCAAUAAUUUAAUUGAAAAAUAUUAUAACUUGCAUACAUUAUAUUUAAAAAAAAAUGAACCUUAGGAGUAUAAAAUUAUGAUAAUAUUAUAUAAAAAAAAAGAAGGAAAAACUGUAUAAAAAUAAUCGAGAAAUAGUUUUUUAGAAAAAGCAAAAACAUGAAAUACCAAAAAAGAAAACCAAUUUUCUGUGAUACGCGCGAAUGCGAUGUGUGAGCGAGAAAAAAACAGACCGGAAAAACUAUUUUUAAAGAAAUUAGUAAGGAAAAUGCCACACUCAUUAAUGAAUAAAAAAAAUAAUGAAAUAUUUAAAAAUAAAAAUUUAACAUAUCAUUGCAUUGGGAAAAAAAUAGAAUCUCAUUUUUAUAUCCUGGAAGUUCAUAUUUUAUUUUGUUUGUUUUUUUCUUUUUUUAACAUCAUAAUAAUUACGACGAAAAUAGAGAAAAGUUUUUAAGUAAAUGUAUUUGCUCACAGACCACAAAAAAUACAUAAGCAAAGUGCCAAAAUAUAUGGAACAAAUUCUCUUAUGUAAAAAUUGCCAAAAAUGUCAGGCAAGAAACUCACGAAUUUGCUCAAUUUAAACAAAAGAAAAUAGAAAAUGCAUUUCCUCAUUAAUUUUAGUCCAAGAUUGAGAAUACGUCCAGAAAAAUAACUGCAUACAUAAUGUACCUACCUACCUACCUUCUUUGCAACUAAACCUCCUUCACUACACGAUAUGUAUCUCUGAAAAGAAUUAAAGGAAAUCAAUGAAGAACCGACAUAAAUUGAUGCGCGAAGGGCGCGAAAGUUAGAUUUUCCUUCAUUUCUCAACAGAGAAAGCAUAUUGUGAAAGCAUUUUACAGAAAAAAAACUCCUGGAUAAUUUUAUAAUAUAAAAUAUGCACCUUCCUAUAUUUUUUUUAGUCGAGUUUUCACGCUAGACAUUACGCUGUACAUCUAUGUUCUUAGAAAAUUCAAAGAUACAGUGGGUACCUCAAAUAAAUUUUGCCGAAGAGAAACUUUUAAAGAACGAGGCUACUCAUUCCUGUCUAGCCAGUCUCAUGAUGUACAGAGUAGUCAAAUUCUCUUCAUGUAUCAUCUUUAUGGUCUUUUUCAUUAAAAAAAAAAGUCUCUUUGCAAUUCUGACUACAACUCAAAAGAAAAGAAACCUAUAUUACAUUUUUCAAAACCAAAAACUAUUUUUUAUCAAACAUGAAAUUUUUACUAAAAAUCAAUUUUAGGAUUUUUUCUCUAUAAGUACCUACCUACAAUAACUCGUGGAUUGUACAAUUCCAUAAUUUGAUGAUUACUCAAACUAUCCUAUUUAGGAGUAAAACUUAAAAAAAAAUGAGUCUUUGGAAAACAUUUCCAAAAAAGAUGUAUUUUUGCUCUUUUCUUGACAAAAUAAAAAUGGCUUUAAGCUUUCAGAUAGUUUCUAUAUGAAAAAAUGUUAAUGCGAAUAUAAAACAAAAAAAAAUUUAAGCUACUACACCAAGAAAUUGUUUAAUAUAAAAUGAAUGCUCCGAGUUACGAGUCUAGCUCAUACAAAAAAAUUUAUGUAGUUAGACUCAUAAUUCUUGUAAUAAGUACAACAUACUUGGAGCCAACAAUAUGAAUUUCCUAGAAAAAAAAAGAAAAUAAUUUAAUUUCAAGACAGUGCAAAAUACCGAGCUGUGAUUCUUUCUUUGCCAGAAAAACCAUCUAAGAGGCUUAAUGAAGAAUAAAUCUGAUUGAAAGUUGAUAUAAAAGUUCAUAAUGUUUGCAAAAAUUGACUAGCCAGAAUUAAUUUUUAAAUUUAAAUGAAGCUAAAAAUUGGUUAAGAAUAAAUGAUUAAACGUAAAUUAGCAGCUUUUGAGAAUUCAGUUUGUUUAAUGUUCUAACGUUAGACGUUUAUUCUAACGUUUAAAAUUUGUUCUUACAGAUAUUUGAAAAUCACAUUUUUUUUAACAUUUUUUUUGUAAUAAAACUUUGAGCUUAGAAAUAAUUUAUUUUGAUCUCCAAAGAAAACCCUAAACCAUCUAGGCUAGAUUUUUCGAAUGUUGAGAUACCCAAACAGCUUUCAAAGAAAGAAUCUCAGUUAAAAGAAAUGGCUAAAGAAACAGCCUUUUCGCGGGAUAGCUCUCACUCGUGCCAUUUUAUUCCGUGAAAAAGAUUUAAUUUUGCAUUGAAAUGUUGUGGUUGAAAUAAAAAUCCAUUUCUGGCUAAAUAAAAUAAAAGUAAAUGAAAAUCUAAAUAAAUUGAUACGGCCUGCAAAAAGGUUUGUAACCUUUGGCCUUGAAAAACAAACUUAUGAACUACAAAAUUGGGGUUCUUGGUAUAUUUAUUAGCGAAAUGUAGGCCUAUUUAAUUAAACAAAAAAACUAAUUUAUAAUGAAAUGAUAAUUAGGUCGAGUUUUCGAUAUACAUACAUAUACCAAAAUUAAAUAGAAGGGACUGGUAGGGGAAUAUCAAGGUCAUUAGGGUCAUAGACCUACAACUUCUAAUGAGAAAAAAAAUCAGAAAGAAUUAAUUUUAUAUGCCAAGACGCUGUCUCUUUCCAUUUGGAACUUUUCAAGUAACUUUUAUAUCGCUCUUGAAAUGAAAAUUUAUUUUAUUUUGAAGCAUUUGGUAUGAAAGCGAACGGAACAAUGAACAAAACAAGAGACACACAGACAAAACAGAGAAGCAAAAAAGUCUUAUUUCCAAAAGCUUUAGAAACGUUGCGAAUCGUAAAGCGAUUUAUAGUUUUGGGCGAAUUUCUUGGGGGAUGGGAUAUAUAGGUAUCUAUAAUAAAGGAAAGUUUUGGAAAUUCGAUGGAUAAUAAAAUAAUAAGCUUCAAAAUCUCUUUGAGUGAGAGCUAUUAAAGAAAAAAAAUUAACAGAAAGAUAUGCAAUUUAUAAUAAAAAAAUAAAUCGUAGAGAAUGAAAAAUAAGGCAUAUAUAAAUUAUAAAAUAAAUGUAAUAACCAAAAUAAAAAAAAUAAAAAAAUGAAACUAUAAAUAAACUAACAGGAGAUAUAAUGCAACAAUUAUAACAUAGAAGAAGAAAAAACAAAUUUAUACAUAACGUUCGACCAAAUAAAAUUCAUAUAUAUACAUAUAUAUAUAUAGGUUAUAUUUUUAAAAAUUUGUGAAAAAAUAAUAACCCAAAUAGAGAGCACAAUGCGCCGUUGAAUUAUACAUUUUCAAUAUAAUAUUGUUUGUAACGAAAAAAACUGGCGUAAAAAAAGUUGUAAGAUGAUUUUUUAUUUAUUCUUGAAAACUAAAAAAAAAAUUAUAACUAAAGAUGAUAGUCAUUCCAGAACAGGCAGGCUCUACUAAUGCCAUCAUUUCAACUAAUGGAUGUGACUCAAUGAAUAAGAAAAUAUAGCAUUCUUCAAAUGAGAACAAAACAACAAUGCAUUUAUACACUUGCAAGUUAAUCUUCGAAUAAAUUAAAAAAAUUCAUUUUUUUUGUUAAAAGUAGAGAGAAAUUAGUUUAUUUUUUAAUUAUUGUAUUACAAGAAAAACGAAUGCAUACAAAGAAGAAAAUUUCUAGUCAAGCAGAAAAAAAUGUUUCAAUUCAGA
Molecule: messenger RNA, 11671 nt
Organism: Lutzomyia longipalpis
Lineage: Eukaryota; Metazoa; Arthropoda; Insecta; Diptera; Psychodidae
Gene: Cngl
Exons: 17
Coding region: 1571-6577 (1668 amino acids)
Biological process (GO): transmembrane transport; monoatomic ion transport
Cellular component (GO): membrane
Molecular function (GO): monoatomic ion channel activity; protein-containing complex binding
Source: RefSeq, a predicted model, not a curated record